Molecule: messenger RNA, 797 nt
Organism: Gavia stellata (red-throated loon)
Lineage: Eukaryota; Metazoa; Chordata; Aves; Gaviiformes; Gaviidae
Gene: TMEM101
Product: transmembrane protein 101
Exons: 4
Coding region: 1-774 (257 amino acids)
Biological process (GO): positive regulation of canonical NF-kappaB signal transduction
Source: RefSeq, a predicted model, not a curated record
AUGGCGGCGGGCCGCGGCUGGCGGCGGCGGGCGCUGCGGCUGCUGACGGCGGGCGGCGGUGUCCUGCUGACCCGCUUCCCCUUCUGGCACUGCUUCAGCGGGCUGCUGCUCUGCGCUGAGCGCGCCGACGGCCGGCGGAAGCCGGACAUCCCCGUCCCCUACCUGUACGUGGACAUGGGGGUGGCCGUGCUCUGCGCCAGCUUCAUGUCCUUCGGGGUGAAGCGCCGCUGGUUCGCCCUGGGGGCCGCCCUGCAGCUCGCCGUGGCCACCUACGCCGCCCACGUCGGUGGCCACGUCCACUAUGGCGACUGGCUGAAGGUGCGGAUGUACUCCCGGACCAUCGCCAUCAUCGGCGGCUUCCUCAUCCUGGCCAGCGGCGCGGGCGAGCUCUACCGCCAGAAGCCGCGCAGCCGCUCGCUGCAGUCCACGGGGCAGGUCUUCCUCGGCAUCUACCUCAUCUGCCAGGCCUACUCCCUGCAGCACAGCAAGGAGGACCGCCUGGCUUACCUGAACCACCUCCUGGGGGGCGAGCUCGCCCUCCAGCUCCUCUUCAUCCUCUACGGCCUCCUGGCCCUCGCCUUCCUCUCCGGCUACUACGUGCGGGCGGCGGCGCAGGUGCUGGCGGUGCUGCUGCCCCUCGCCAUCCUCCUCAUCGACGGCAAUAUCGGCUACUGGCACGACUCGCGCCGGGUCGAGUUCUGGAAUCAGAUGAAACUCAUCGGCCAAAACGUCGGCAUUUUCGGAGCCGUCGUCAUCCUGGCCACUGACGGCUGAGCUGGGGCGGCCGCUGGCCGGGA